AUGGUGUUGCGGAGUUUGCGAGAUAAUGUUCAGGAUGAAGGUUUUUUGGAAACCAGAGAUGUCAGCUACCGCCGGUCCUCCGAUGACCAUCAGUUAGACACUCAAUCGCCCUGUACUUUUACGGCUCACGUUAUCGCUCCUCAGUCAUUAAUCAAUGUAAAGCAUUGUGCGGUCAAUCGGCCGCAUACUCUUUCCUCGUAUACUAAUUGUCAAAAUGUUACCCACCCUCCCGAGUACCUGACCGUUUACUAUCAAAAUGUUCGUGGGAUGAGAACAAAGACGCAACACUUUUUGUUAUCUCUCUCCUCCUGUGACUACGAUGUUAUUGUUUUGACCGAAACGUGGCUGCGAGAAGAUAUACUGAACUCUGAACUCUCGACCAAUUAUACAAUAUACCGAUGCGAUCGUAACUCGUCUUCUAGUCAACUGCUUCGUGGAGGAGGGGUACUCAUCGCAAUCAAGAAUAACUUGACUGGGAUCGCAAUAAAAAUGCACGGAUUUGAACACCUAGAACAAACUACCGUACGUGUCUCGCUACCAAAUCUAUCGCUAUACAUCUGUUGUAUAUAUUUAAGGCCUAAUAGUGACCCAGAUCUUUACAGUUCUCACGCCUCUGCAGUUCAGCAAGUUCUUGACAUUGCGAAUAGUAUGGACCGUGUACUCGUUGUAGGUGAUUAUAAUCUUCCUCAUCUGCGAUGGACUUUUGAUCAUGAUCUAAAAUCUUAUCUACCUGAAAACGCUACAUCUGAACAAGAAAUAUCGAUUAUGGAAACGAUGGUAGCUGGAGGUCUUUAUCAAAUCUGCUCACUUUCGAAUAUGAAUGGACGAACCCUGGAUUUAGCAUUUGUUAAUAACACGGAUUUUGUAGAAUUAUUUGAGGCUCCGACAUCCAUACUUAAAGUCGACCCCCACCAUAAACCUUUUGUUUUAAGGUAUGAAAAGCAUCUGAAUGAGAAUAUGGUUUUCUCUGAAACUUACGACGAUCUCGACUUUGAUUUUAAUCGUUGCGAUAUGGAUGAUAUAUCAGCAGAUAUCGAAGCUGUCAAUUGGCAAGCUAUGCUUGGUGGUAACGAUUUGGACCAUACGGUUCCAUUGUUUUAUGGUACAAUAUAUAGAAUUUUACAUAGCAGAGUUCCUAAAAAACGAGUUAGAAACAAAGUGGAUUACAAGUUUCCAUGGUGGAAUGCAAGGCUUGGCCGUAUGCGCAACGUGCUACGAAAACAACGCAAACACUAUUACCGUUACAAGACUGAAGACAACAAAAUUGUUCUUCGACAAUUUGAACUGCAAUAUGAAACCGCUAGAAAUAAUGCCUUCCGUGAUUAUCUUAACCGUAUCGAGAAUAGUCUUCGAAAUAAUCCCUCAACUUUCUGGACAUAUGUAAAGAGCAGGAAACGUUCUGUUGGCAUUCCCGUGAAUGUUUUUCACAAAGAUGUAAGCGCUAACUCUGCAUCUGAGGCCGUUAAUUUAUUUGCCGAUUAUUUCCGUGGUGUAUUCAACAGUUCCCCUGUCAAUCCGUCGCAGGAAUAUAUUGAUAGUUUGCAAUCGUACAGUGUUAACCUACCUCUCUUGAAUAUAAGUGAAACUGAAGUCAUGGAAGCACUAUCCAGUUUAGAUUCAACGAAAGGUCCAGGACCGGAUCGUCUACCGCCAGUGUUUUUAAAACGUUGUGCCCGAUCAUUAGCUGUACCAGUUAAUAUGAUCUUCAACCGAUCAAUAAUCGAACAUACUUUUCCUAGUGCUUGGAAAGUCGCUGCUAUAGUUCCAAUACAUAAGAAUGGAUACAUUCAUAAUAUUGAAAAUUACAGAGGGAUCUCGAUUUUGAACUGUCUAGCUAAAGUACUGGAAAAAUUUGUUUACGACGCGAUGUACUCUAAAGCGUCUCAAAUCAUUGCUGAUUGUCAACACGGCGUUUCUUCGGAGACCCGUAAGCCAUUUCGAUCCAGUGAGACGAACUGUCGGAAGCACCCGAGUUCCCGGUUCAUCCAGUGCAACUAUACGGCGACGACAAGUGGGGAGCAUCCGAGUUCCAGAACACCGCAACCGUACGAUCCAGGACCGAAUCUGAUAGCAGCCGGAGGUGCGCAACGGGCCCUACAUUCGACACAUUUUCAUUUAACACGUAAGUGUAUCAAAUAA
Messenger RNA from Malaya genurostris, 2139 nucleotides. RefSeq lists its product as uncharacterized. Gene Ontology annotation, molecular function: catalytic activity. NCBI's taxonomy places the organism in Eukaryota, Metazoa, Arthropoda, Insecta, Diptera, Culicidae. The coding region runs from base 1 to 2139 and encodes 712 amino acids. The record is from RefSeq and is a predicted model, not a curated record. The transcript is spliced from 3 exons.